Molecule: messenger RNA, 1302 nt
Organism: Mitosporidium daphniae
Lineage: Eukaryota; Fungi; Microsporidia
Exons: 1
Coding region: 1-1302 (433 amino acids)
Biological process (GO): magnesium ion transmembrane transport; intracellular magnesium ion homeostasis
Cellular component (GO): membrane
Molecular function (GO): magnesium ion transmembrane transporter activity
Source: RefSeq, a predicted model, not a curated record
AUGCAUCCUUCCUCCAAUCCCCAGCAGAGCCCACACCCUACCAAGAGCCUCUUCACAGAUGGAAACGGAGGAGGUACAAACGUGAAGCAGGCAGACGACUAUUUGGAUCGGAAGACCAGUGGCGGUCGGCGUACCGCUAUUUCCUCGUAUCUUGGUGGGCAACCACGAUUUACGCUGUACUCGGACUCCAUAAAGGCUCAAUUUUUUGAAGACUGCACUGGGCUCAUGUCUGCGCUACACACGUUGCCGGAAGAGGCCUCCUUUUGGAUCGACAUGACCUCUCCGAGUAGGGAGGAUAUCAUAACCUGUGGCCAGGCGAUGGUGCCCGGAGGCGGCUUUCACCCGCUUACCAUUGAAGACAUUGUGGAGAUGGAUACGCGCGAAAAAUGCGAGCUGUUUGAUCAUUACCUUUUUAUUGUUGUCUCAACAAUUGCCACAGCCGGAGAUACAAGCAGCACCGUGGACCCGGCCUACAUUUACAUUGGCAUUUCUGAGCGGGGCAUCAUUUCGAUGCACCCACGCCCUAUUUCGCACCAUGUCUCGCGCGUAUUGCGGCGCCUGGAUGCUGCGAUUGCUUCAAACAAUCCAUUCGCCCCUCCAGCGAUCUCUGCAACCGGCGGCUCGAAUUCGGCUCCUGCCUCGCCAGAUUGGAUCCUAUAUGCACUUUUGGACGACUUUGUAGACGCACUGAUUCCCCUUACCAAAGCGCUAGAGUUUGAAGUCGAUUCCAUCGAUGAUCUGGUUCUGCUGCUUUCUCAGGCGGACAAAUCAGACAUGGUCCRGCGAAUCGGCAUCGCACGCAAGGCAACGACAGCGCUGCUACGGAUUCUGCUUCCAAAGCGCGAGCUUUUCAAGUCUGUCGGGCUCAAAUUGCUUGGUGAUGUGGGGCAAACAAAAUACCCGGGGGCCCCCGGAACAGGCGCCCCCGUGCCGGUACGCGGCACGCCACGGACACUGCUUUACAUGCGAGACGCACAAGACCAUGUACUGUCCCUGGGACAGUCUCUGGAACACUUUCGCGAUACGCUUAACACGGCGCACUCCAACUACCUUGCACAAAUAUCGAUCGAACUAACGGAUGCCUCUAAUCGGAUGAAUGAAGUCGUCAAACGGCUGACAGUCUUUACUGUGAUCUUCCUUCCAUUGACAUUGCUUGCCGGCAUCAUGGGGAUGAAUGUGCCGUUGCCUCUGCAGCCGGGUGUCGGCAUCACGCAGCUGGGACCCUUUGCUCUGGUCAUGAUGACGAUGUUUGGGCUUUUCGGAUGCCUUGCCUAUGUUGCGUGGCGCUCGCGCAUGUUCUGA